Messenger RNA from Planococcus citri (citrus mealybug), 2586 nucleotides. RefSeq lists its product as uncharacterized. NCBI's taxonomy places the organism in Eukaryota, Metazoa, Arthropoda, Insecta, Hemiptera, Pseudococcidae. The transcript is spliced from 2 exons. The coding region runs from base 362 to 2272 and encodes 636 amino acids. The record is from RefSeq and is a predicted model, not a curated record.
AUCGUUGCAACCGGCUCGACGUCUCAUUCUUUCUAACGUCUAGACAGGUACCUAUUCAUUCAAUCUAUUCAUCCCUGACAGUGUCUCUAACAAUAAGAAGCAUUUUUUUGAGAAAGUAACGGUUUAGAUAGACAAUGCAGUUAGAACCGCUCUUUGAGAUCACGAGUAUAUUUUCUGUUCCUUUUCGUGUCGCGGAUGUUGUCUUCUGCGAUGCGUUUGUAACUAUACAAAUUACAUACAAAAGUCUUUUUGGCGAUUCAAAUCCAACGAGUAGUCGUGUGGUGUGCGUUCGUUUGAAAUCUUCACCAACUUCGAGAUUCUUCUGGUUCUUUUCCUUGGCUGCGACUAGAUUACCAUCAAGAUGGCCACCGAUCAAAAACACGAAAGAAAUGGCCCUCAUGAGAAGAGCUACGAAGAUCGUUAUGUAUACCUAUACGAUGUACCAAGCUUGCAAGAAAUCGCGUCUCAUGAAGUAGUUCGCAAAAUAUGGCUCAGCAAUCUAUCAACAAAUCAUCCUAUCAAAGAAAAAGCAACGAAUAUUAUCCGUUUUAGUGAAUUCCUCGGGUACUGCGACGAAUAUGGAUGGCAACAGCAGAUAAAACAGAUGAUAAACAAUUCCAAUGUUUCUCGUUGUGUUGAAACACUCGGAAAUUGCUUUGAAAACUUUUACGAAGAGAUUAAACGUUGGGUUAUGCAUCUUCUAAAAAUGGUAUUUCGCCAUACAUGUCUGAGGGGAAGUCACGAAAUGUACGGCAUUGAUCCAAAAUGGUGUGUUUGGUCAGCGAAUGGUAAAAUCGACUACGAGAAAAGUGCGAGGAAAAUUCUAGACAUCGGCGGUUUGACUGAUUUACAUAGAUUUCUCAUCAUGUGUGAAUAUUGCAUGGAAGAUGAGAUCAAAAAGUUUUCGUUGGACUUGCUGCCACUUGAAUUCGUUGAGAAAGUGAACUUUAACGCUCAUUGUUCUAGUUUUUAUUGGAUUUGUUUCCUUAAAAAUGAACUUCACAAAAUGCCAGUUGAAAAUCCCAUUCUCGCAGAUCAUGGCAGGUGGUGCGUAGAAUAUUCUGAUUGUAGAUUCAGCCAGAAAUUUUUCUGGUAUCGCUUGAGUAACGAUGAUCAAGUAAAUGUAGUUAUCGAUUGGAUUCGUAAUGGACUUCGUCACAGCCUGGACUGUACUUUUUUCAAGCAAAUUCUUUCGGCUAUGUCCUGGUUUCAGCAAAAACAAUUGUUAUCCGAAUUGUCUGAAAUGUCCGACAAAAUCAUUAUUUGUUUUGCCACGAGGAGUCGCGAGUCACGAAUUGUACUCUGGAUGUGGAAACACUUCAAAGGUAAGAUGGAUGUAGAACAAUUUCCCAAGUUCUUUUGUGACGCGAUGUGCAAUGGAACACCGACGUUAACGUUGAUUGAGAUUUGGGAGACCGCUUCUGAUCAUCAGAGGAAUUAUUUCAUUUUAAACAUGUCUGACGAGUUCAUUUCUAGUUACAUUAAAGGUCGAGUUUCCACGCCUGGUUGCAUGGAGAAUGAAAUUUUGAGAACGAGAAGAAAUUUGAUGUUGCAAAAAACCACCCAAGACGUUGUGCCAUGGCACGAUCUAUAUUUGCUGAACAACGUAGGCUUAUUACUGGAUAGUCGCCGCCGUACUCCAUGUUCUGACGAGCAGUUGAUGUUGAUGAAAUUAGUUAUUGAUUUUCUAAGAUUUUCAACAUAUUUAAAACGUACAUUUGCCACUCGAAAUCUUAAAACGUUUGACAACGAAUUGAAAGCUUACUUAUUGCAUGAAGAUGCUGCCCGCUUGUACGAACGAUUGUACAAACCCCACAUACCUUUCCGUGGUAGUGAUGAGAUUCGCCUAAUUACAAAUUUAAAUUUGUGGAACGAAUUCUGUAACUUUAAUGAAGAAGCUUUCGGAGACGAUGUAGAAGGCGCUUUGCAAUUGAAACGAAGAUUAGUAUCCCCUCUCGGGUUCGCUGCUGAUGACCCACAAUGCUACUUUAAUCUCCGUCGUGGUUUUGAUGAUUUAGUAAAAAUUGUUGAAACGACGUAUCAAAACGACGAACUGAAACGCGUAAAACGAAUUUUUUCUCAACAUUUUUUUUGUGCGAAGUUGAUAUGGUUCUUCGUGAAUUUUGAUCAAAAGUUUAACUCAAAGUUUGAGCUGUGGUGUGAUCCAAAUUCAAUUGAAGAGGAUAAGAGUUUAGACCAAAUACUCCAGAUGCUGCAAGAUGGAUCAGCAUUCCGGAGGACGAGGAACCCGAGGAACCGGACUAUAACCUGACAUGAAAAUAAUUUUAUUGUUUCACCUACCAAAACUCAAAAGAAAUAUCACUUUUGAUGUAAGUCUAUCUAGAUAAGUACUUACUAGAUAAUUAUCCCACUACCUGGGAUCGUUCAAAAAUGAAGAAUUUGUACUCUGAUAGAUAUGUGAUAGGUAUAGGUAUACCUACGUGUAAUCUUUAAUAUUAUGCAAUACAAUACCUCCUGUACAUUUUGUAAUGAUAAUCUAAUAUCCUUUAUAAAAUUUCCUAGAAAAUUAGUUGGUAUAAUCUACGUGUAAUUAAUGAUUUAGGUAAAUGAAAUAAAUGUUCUUAA